Balearica regulorum gibbericeps (East African grey crowned-crane) is the source of this 2430-nucleotide messenger RNA. Lineage: Eukaryota; Metazoa; Chordata; Aves; Gruiformes; Gruidae. The record is from RefSeq and is a predicted model, not a curated record.
AGGCCUUAGUUAUUAAUGACCCUGACUUCCAGCACGAGGAUUUGAACUUCCUGUCCCGUAGCCAACGUUAUGAGCAAGCCAUCAGGAAGAGCUCUCUGAUGGUGAUGAAGUUAAGAGAGUAUGGAAUUGCAGAUCCGGAGGAGAUCUACUGGUUUAAAAGCUUUGUUCAUCGUGGACGUCCUGAGCCUCUGGACCUUCAUCUGGGCAUGUUCCUCCCCACCCUUCUCACCCAGGCAACCCCAGAGCAGCAGGAUCGCUUCUUCAUGCCUGCCUGGAACCUGGAGAUCAUUGGCACUUAUGCCCAGACUGAAAUGGGCCAUGGAACUCAUCUUCGGGGUCUAGAAACUACAGCUACUUACGACCCUGCUACUCAGGAAUUCAUCCUCAACAGCCCCACUGUGACCUCUAUUAAGUGGUGGCCAGGUGGACUUGGAAAGACAUCGAACCAUGCCAUUGUUCUGGCUCAGCUCUACACUCAGGGCCAGUGCAAAGGGCUGCAUGCCUUCAUUGUUCCCAUACGGCAGCUGGGCACCCAUGAACCUUUGCCAGGUAUUACAGUGGGCGACAUUGGGCCAAAAUUUGGUUAUGAUGAAAUGGAUAACGGCUACCUGAAAAUGGACAACUUCAGAAUUCCUCGCGAAAACAUGCUGAUGAAAUAUGCCCAGGUUGAACCAGAUGGCACCUAUGUGAAACCACUUAGUGACAAGCUAACCUACGGCACCAUGGUAUUCAUCCGAUCUCUCAUUGUAGGCGACUCGGCUCGCUCCCUGUCCCGGGCUUGUACCAUUGCCAUCCGCUAUAGUGCAGUGAGACACCAGUCUGAGCUAAAGCCAGGAGAACCAGAACCCCAGAUCUUGGACUAUCAGACCCAACAAUACAAACUCUUUCCUCUCCUGGCAACAGCAUAUGCUUUUCACUUUGUGGGAGCCUACAUAAAAGACACCUAUCAUCGCAUUAGUGGAGACAUCAAUGAAGGGGAUCUGAGUGAGCUGCCAGAGCUCCACGCACUGACAGCAGGGCUGAAGGCAUUCACUUCCUGGACUGCCAAUGCUGGUAUUGAGGAAUGUCGGAUGGCAUGUGGUGGGCAUGGCUAUUCCCGCUGCAGUGGCAACACAUUCACCCCAUCCUGCACCUAUGAGGGAGAAAACACAGUCAUGAUGCUGCAGACAGCUAGGUUCCUCAUCAAAAGCUACACCCAAGUUAGUUCUGGGCAGCAGGUUACUGGCAUGGUGUCCUACCUUAACGAUCUCUCCAGGCAACGCAUUCAGCCACAGCAUGUGGCUGCCAGGAGUGUGACUGUGCGCAUCAACGAUCCAGUCAGCUUGGUUGAGGCCUACAAAGCACGUGCUGCCCGGCUUGUAGAAGCGGCAGCAAAGAAUUUGCAAACUGAACUGAACCACAGAAAGAGCAAAGACGAUGCCUGGAACAGAACUUCUGUUGAUCUUGUGCGAGCAUCUGAGGCGCACUGUCACUAUGUGAUAGUGAAGCUUUUCACAGCAAAGCUGUCUGAGAUCAGUAAUGCAGCUGUCCGUGCUGUCAUGACUGAUCUGUGUCUCCUGUAUGCACUCUAUGGGAUCAGUAAGAAUGCAGGGGAUUUCUUGCAGGCGAGUAUUCUGACCGAUGCCCAAAUUACUCAAGUGAACCAGCGUGUGAAAGAGCUCCUGGCUAUAAUUCGUCCCAACGCAGUAGCGCUAGUAGACUCCUUUGACUUUCAUGACGUUCAUCUUGGAUCUGUGCUUGGCCGGUAUGAUGGCAAUGUCUACGAGAACAUGUUUGAGUGGGCAAAGAAAUCCCCACUGAACAAAACACAGGUUCAUGAGUCUUUCCACAAACACCUGAAGCCGAUGCAAGCCAAGCUGUGAAGUCCGCUGGUUUUUAAAAAUGCACACUUUUCCUGACCUGAAAACUGGGUGUUUGCAUCCUUUCUUCAGGCAUCUAAAUCAAACCUUUCAAAUCCUGGUAGCUGUAGGACAGUGAAUAAUUGUAGCCUUUCUUUCCACUUUUUAUAAAUCGAGGAGGUGUUUGGGGGAGGGUGCAUAGGGAUCGAUGCCUGUUUUUAAAGUGCAAUUAUAAUGGUAAAAUUAACCUUUUAAAAAUCUGGGAAAGCUUUAUGGAUUCAUACAAGGAUUGCUUUUGUGAAGCUGCUAACUAGAGAGAAGUUACUGUCAACUGGAAAGGUAGCAGGAUUUUACUACUAAGUAGUUAACAGCCCUCAGGUAAUAGCUUCUAAUGAGCAGUUAUGUCCUCCGCGCAAAAAGCAGCAAUGUCUUGAUUUAUUUUUUUUAAAGAUUAUUGCCACCUCUCUCCUUGCUUGGCAAAUACUUGUUACCUAAAGCCUCCUGCGUAGUUUUGUGCACAUGAAUUUGCAUGUUGCACUACUUUCCUGAUGUAGCUGGGAAGUAAAUACCCAUCCUUCUCUGGAGCUCUGCU